AUGAGCAGCUCUGAAGGAGAUGACCUGGACCUGUCUUUUGAGGAGGUGUUAGUCGGUCGAGUCAAUUCUCUCGAGAGAUUUGCUAUUGAGCCGCUUUCUGAUGUGAUGGAAACACACAGAGACCUCCAAGAAACCGUAAACAACAAGGUGAUCGGUGACAUGGCUGCAGUUAAGGCUGACCUUGUUUUUUUUAAGUCAUACAUAGCAGACCAAGACCAAGAGAUUGAGGAGUUGAGGAAGCAGCUGGAAGAAAAGGGCAGCAGUGCUCCUGCCCACUCCGGAGGCCAGAAGAGACCAGCUUCCUCACCAGAUUGGACUCCUGAACGGAAGCAGAGAUGGUCUGAAGAGCUGGACAAGAUCCUGGAGCCAUUCUGGCAAGAAAGAUCCGAUGCCCGUGAGAAGCUGACUGAAAGGCAGCAGGCCUUCUUCAGCUACAUGAUGGACCAGCUGAAAAUCAAAGAUCGGAGAAACCUGGAGAUGAACGCGGCGACGGUGCUCAACGAAGGAGUUUCCAGGGGCAUCUGGGAGGAGGACUGGACUCCUGCGGGAAUAAACGCAACAUUCACGCAAUACCUUGUAGAAAAAAUAAGAAAUCACGUGAAAAAAACUCAUCAGGAGGACCAGUGA
This is a messenger RNA of Sinocyclocheilus grahami, 627 nucleotides long. RefSeq lists its product as uncharacterized. The coding region runs from base 1 to 627 and encodes 208 amino acids. The record is from RefSeq and is a predicted model, not a curated record. The transcript has 2 exons. NCBI's taxonomy places the organism in Eukaryota, Metazoa, Chordata, Actinopteri, Cypriniformes, Cyprinidae.